This is a messenger RNA of Lodderomyces elongisporus, 2085 nucleotides long. RefSeq lists its product as uncharacterized. The coding region runs from base 1 to 2085 and encodes 694 amino acids. The record is from RefSeq and is a predicted model, not a curated record. The transcript has a single exon. Gene Ontology annotation, cellular component: endoplasmic reticulum membrane. NCBI's taxonomy places the organism in Eukaryota, Fungi, Ascomycota, Pichiomycetes, Serinales, Debaryomycetaceae.
AUGUACAACAGGUCAUCAUCAUCGUCAUCAAGUUCAAGAGAGGGGAAUUGCUCAAGACCGCUGCUACAACCGGUGCAGCUGCUACCAGAUAGAUCAAGAUCAAAUUCUGUUCUUAAUUACAUAUUUAACCAUAUUCCCAAUGGUUCUAGCUCUUAUCGAAGUAAACGAGGUUUUUCGCUAUUUAAGCUAUUUAGCCUCGAAUUGAAUUUACCAGGUAUGGAAAGAAACUAUUAUGGCAAUGAAAGUGAUGGCACUCGGGACAAUGAUUGUCCCCUGUUAAAGAGGAAAAUUACAGAUGAUGAAUCAUAUCAAGAAUUGAUUAAUAUGAUGAGCAUUCCUUGGUUUUUGGAGAAAUUUAUGAUAUUCGGUUUACUUGUGUGCUUUAAUUCAUUUUUAUCAUUGUUCACCUUAGCACCUUUAAAAAUCAUUAUUGUGUUUGUUUCUGUAUUAGUGCAAGCACUCAAUAGCAGAAACAAAUUCAGUUCUGUGCAAAAGUUAAGGCUUAUCAAGAGAGAUGUGAUUACUAUGACUUUGAUUGCCGCAUCCUUGGCGGUAUUAUCUGCCAGAAAACUAGACAUUUCAAAGAUGUACCACGAUGUAAGAGGACAAGCAGAUAUAAAGCUUUAUGUAAUGUUUGGUGUUCUCGAAGUUGCAGAAAAAUUGUGUUCGUCUAUCGGCCAGGAUUUGCUCAAUAUUUUGUUUCACACGUCAUCAAUGGACCAUUUCAGCCGGUUUCUUGUGUUUUAUUUUAUAUCAAUCUUCUACUUAUCAUUUCAUGCUUAUAUUUUGAUCUACCAAACGGUAUCAUUGAACGUUGCGGCAAACUCGUAUUCCAACGCAUUGCUCACAUUGCUUUUGUCCAACCAAUUCUCUGAGUUGAAAAGUUCUGUUUUUAAGAAAAUGGAUAGAGAAGGCUUAUUCCAAAUCACAAUGGCUGACUUAUCCGAACGGUUCCAGCUAUCUCUCAUGUUGGUGAUAAUUGCCAUCCGCAACUUUUUGCAACUACAAGCUGAAAGCAACGCAGGAGGUGGAUUUGGCACCAAAACUGGUACCUCCACAACGACUACAACAACAACUGUAGAGAGCUGGAAAGCAUGGAGUUCUUGUGUAGUUGCAAUCUUGAAACCCAGCGUUGUUGUGAUUGGUAGUGAAAUCUUUGUGGACUGGUUAAAACAUAGCUUCAUAUCGAAAUUUAACAAGAUCAAACCUAAAGUUUAUCGAAACUUCUUAUAUGUAUCAUGUUUGGACUUUCUUCAAGUAUUCCAAUUUGAUUCAAAGGAUAUUGGACUGGGAAGAAAACAGAGUGGGCGCCAUGAAAUUACUGAUUACAUUGUAUUGACAAGGAGAAUAGGUUUACCUUUACUCGCAUCGGUGGUUUGCUUUUUGAGAAUGACUUUGGGUGAUUUUAGACAAUUAUUUGUUUUUCGUAGUAGCGAGCACGAUCAAGCAAAUGCAGGUUAUGGGAAUGAUGUUGGUGGUAUUGUUCGUGCCGAAUGGAGAGCUGCUUUAGGAACAAUAGCUCUCGUGACCAUCACCAUGACGACAUUAUUAUUCAUACGUAUGUUGUUAGUUUUGGCGAUAUUCAAGAUUGCGAAUCAAUCAGUUGCAAAGCAUAGAUUGCUCCAGGAUACGAUAAAGAAAAGAAUGGGUGAAAGAUACCAAGGGAAGGAAAUGCAAGGAGAACAGAACCAAAAACAGGAACAGAAUCAAAAACAGAAACACAACGAAGAAAAUAAGGAGAACGAUGAAAUUGAAAAUAGUUGUGGUGCAGAAACACCGGCACACUCGCUAUCGCCAACAUUGGAGAUAAAUUCACCAUUAUCAAAAAAAGGUGCAGAACUUUCGUCUCCAAUCCAUUUGUCCUUCCUACCUGGAACGCCAAAUACCGAGCCGUCUACAAUAAAUCCAAGCACACGAGCUCAUUUAUAUGAUGCGGAUGAAUCAAUACCACCUACACCUGAAGAAAGACGCAAUGAAGCAUUAAACAAAGGACCGCUUAAUGAAACUCAGUGGAGCAACGAUGAUGGUGAUGAAGGGUUAUCAAAAGUUCUGCGGUACAAGAUGUCCAGUAAACGAAUUUGGUGA